AUGCUCAAACACAGUAAACCCUUCAAGUGUGAAGUACCCGGCUGCAAAAGAGUAGAGGGGUUCACAACUACGAACGAUCUUGAGCGGCAUCAGAAAAGCCUACAUCGAAAGGACAUUGACAAGAAGUCUUAUCAGUGUGCUGUGGAGGAUUGUAGGAACAAAGAGAAGAUCUGGCCACGCCUCGACAACUUCAAGCAGCAUGUUGAGAGGAUGCACAAAGACGAGAACGUACUUGAUCUCGUAGAAAGAUCGGUAUGGCGCCCCAGGCCAGCCGACUCUCCCAUGGAGGGUAAACCAAUCGUCACACCCCUGGACAUUGGGUCAACAGUAGCUGGCAUGGAGAUUCCUUUCUCCAUAAGCCCAACGACGGGCAGCAUCUCUAUGAUGGACUUUCCCAUGAUACAGGAUGCCAGGUAUCUAUCUUCGCCAAGCCAGGACUCCGUGUUUGUGCCAAAAGCACAGCCACUAUCUCGGCUCUCUGGACCUGGGCCUACUUCCGCACCACACAACAGUCGUAUCCAGAAAGUGCCGAAGGUGACUCGUUCUCGGCACAAUGCACCGGGAAUACAAGACUCUCUUUCUACUAUGAAGACCGCUCCUGGCGCGUCUGGAAGUAAUCAUCUCAAGAUUCAAAGGUCCUCACAGGGUUCUUCUUUAUCCAAUGCUCCGCAGACUAAGGCUGAGCAGCAAGCACUAGAGCUCAAGAAAAAGGCUGAACAGCGCUUCCAUCUACCGGAGCCUGUGGACAUUGAGAGUCGCAUACUGGAGUUGAUACAAAAAGCCAAUCGCGACGAUACGUACAGGAAAACGUCGAAGUCUGAAAAGAAUGAUGCACUGUUGAAGAUGAUGGCUGAGCUUGUCAAUAAAGGCCCAGGAUCCUCCGACACAGAACAACGUCGCUCUAGCAAGAGCUCUUCAAACAAUGACAAGAUAUGCCCGAUGUCUGGCUGCGAAUUUGCGGUCGCUCGUGACUGCGAUCUGCGUAAGCACAUCAAGCGACAUAACAGGCCUUAUGGGUGCACAUAUCCUAAGUGCCACAAACGCUUUGGCGCAAAGUCAGAUUGGAAGCGCCACGAGAACAGUCAGCAUUUCCAGCAGGAAGCCUUCCGCUGCGACCAAGAACUUCAGACAGGUCAGGUCUGUGGUGUGCAUCUAUACCGCGAAGGAGCGUUCAAGAGCCAUCUAGAGACACAGCAUAAGAUGGCGUGUGAGGUUGCUCAAGAGCGUGUCAACCUCCGCAGGAUUGGCAAGAACUGUCAAGUCACCUUCUGGUGUGGCCUGUGCAAAGAUAUAGUGCCGCUCAGAGAGCGACGCAAUGCAGCUUGGGAUGAGCGGUUCGAUCAUAUCGCGCGUCAUUUCGAGAAGGAGAAGAGAAGUAUCGAUGACUGGAUCUGUGCUGAGGAGAACCGACCGAAGAAGGAGCUUCUAGAAGAGAAGAAGAAGCGGAACUACUUUGACGAUGAUGACGAGGGGGGAAAGGACGGCGAUCUGGAUGCUGUCGGGGAAGCUGAUGACGAUGUUCCACAGCCACGACCGCGUCCUCCUCCUCCAGACAACAUGCCCGGCAUGCCGAUGGCAAGCCAGGAAACUAUGCGACACUCGCCACUUGCAGGAGACUUCGCGCUAGGAACUCCAAUAAAACGACAGCGUUCAGAAGAUUCGGCAUAUGGCGAGCGAUACCCAAAGCGAAGACAAACGACCAUGGUAACAAAUCGCUAUUGUUGCGCAUAUGACGGGCAGCUUCUCAAGCAGGCGACCGGCCGCAAUACUCGAGGCUUGCUCCGGGUGAUUAUCCUGUGCCUCAUCGCUGCCGCCGCCGUAAGCAGUCGUCUGUUCUCCGUAAUUCGCUUUGAGAGCAUCAUCCACGAAUUCGAUCCGUGGUUCAACUUCCGAGCGACGAAAUACCUGGUACAGAAUGGCUUCUACAGCUUCUGGGACUGGUUCGACGACCGAACAUGGCACCCUCUUGGACGAGUCACGGGUGGUACUCUCUACCCCGGACUGAUGGUCACCAGCGGUGUCAUCUACCACGCCCUCCGCGCUCUCGCCAUGCCCGUCGACAUUCGAAACAUCUGUGUCCUCCUCGCGCCUGCCUUCUCAGGUCUUACCGCGCUCGCAACCUACCUCCUGACCUCCGAGAUGGUCCCGUCGCCCUCGGCCGGUCUGCUCGCCGCAGCCUUCAUGGGCAUCACCCCCGGUUACAUCUCGCGAUCCGUCGCAGGAAGUUACGAUAACGAGGCCAUUGCCAUCUUCCUGCUCGUCUUCACCUUCUUCCUAUGGAUCAAGGCGGUCAAGCUCGGAUCCAUGUUCUGGGGUGCAUUGACUGCGCUGUUCUACGGAUACAUGGUGUCAGCGUGGGGUGGAUACGUCUUCAUCACCAACUUGCUGCCCCUGCACGCUUUCGUCUUGAUCUGCAUGGGACGAUACAGCCCGAGAUUGUACGUCAGCUACACUUCGUGGUAUGCGCUUGGUACGCUCGCGAGUAUGCAGAUUCCCUUCGUCGGUUUCCUGCCUAUCCGCAGUAGCGAGCACAUGUCCGCGCUCGGUGUCUUUGGCCUCCUCCAGCUGGUUGCCUUUGUCGACUGGGUUCGCGCACAGCUUCCCGGCAAGCAGUUCCAGACGCUGCUCCGCGCUCUGGUUCUGAGUGUCUUCCUCAUCGGUGUCGGAGGACUGGUGCUUCUGACCGUCUCUGGUGUCAUUGCGCCCUGGACUGGCCGUUUCUAUUCGCUCUGGGACACCGGAUACGCCAAGAUUCACAUUCCCAUCAUCGCCUCCGUCUCCGAGCACCAGCCUACCGCAUGGCCUGCCUUCUUCUUCGAUCUCAACAUGAUGAUCUGGCUCUUCCCCGCCGGUGUCUACCUGUGCUUCCGCACUUUGACCGACGAGCAGGUCUUCAUUGUCAUCUACGCUGUGCUCGCCAGUUACUUCGCUGGUGUCAUGGUCCGUCUCAUGCUCACUUUGACUCCCAUUGUCUGCGUUGCAUCGGCAAUCGCUUUCUCGCAGAUUCUCGACACCUACCUCGAUGUCAAGACCCCCAAGCCCGUCACCGAGAACGGCAGCACCGAUACCGCUGCAGUCGCUGCUGCAGCUAUCCUUCCCGAGGGUCUCCGAUCUACACGCAACCCGCUCGUCGGCAUCUACUCGUACGCCUCCAAGCUGACCGUCGCCGGAACCGCCGCCAUUUACCUAAUGCUGUUCGUUCUGCACUGCACAUGGGUCACUUCCAACGCCUACUCUUCGCCCUCCGUCGUGCUCGCAUCCAGACUUCCUGACGGUAGCCAGCACAUCAUCGAUGACUACCGUGAGGCAUACUACUGGCUCAGGCAGAACACCCCUCAGAACGCCAAGAUCAUGUCGUGGUGGGACUACGGAUACCAGAUCGGUGGUAUGGCCGACCGCCCUACCCUUGUCGACAACAACACCUGGAACAACACGCACAUUGCUACCGUCGGUAAGGCUAUGAGCUCCAGGGAGGAGGUCAGCUACCCCAUCAUGCGUCAACACGAGGUUGACUAUGUACUGGUCGUCUUUGGUGGUCUACUUGGCUACUCUGGAGACGACAUCAACAAGUUCCUCUGGAUGGUCAGGAUUGCCGAGGGCAUCUGGCCCGAUGAGGUCAAGGAGCGCAACUUCUUCACUCCACGAGGCGAGUACCGUGUGGACGAGGAGGCCACCCCCACCAUGAAGAACAGCUUGAUGUACAAGAUGUCUUACUACAACUACAACGCGCUGUUCCCCGCCGGACAAGCCCAGGACCGUGUCCGUGGCGCGCGUCUUCCCGCUCAAGGCCCCGAGCUCAGCACCAUCGAGGAGGCCUUUACCAGCGAGAACUGGAUCAUCAGGAUCUACAAGGUCAAGGAUCUUGACAACUUUGGUCGCGACCACCAAAGCGCCGUAUCGUUCGACAAGGGCCACAAGAAGAAGCGGUCCACCAAGAGGAAGGGACCUAGGAGAAGGGCCUUCGAGUCGUACAUGGGCCGCACUGGCGGCAGUGGCAGUAAUGGGCAAGGUCAAGAUCAAGGCCAGCCAAUUCCUCAGUACCCCGGCUCCUUCGCCCGACCAGGCAACUCGUAUCUUUACAAUGUACGUAAUCAUGAUCAACAGCAGAUACCGCCAGUAGCCGGACCACAAGGGCACGCUCAGAUUCCACAGGGCUACGACGUACGACCACCGCCUCCGCCAGGGUACAACGCCGACUGGCAGUAUAGCAAUCCGGAUUCUGGUAUGGAACGUCGACGAGCCGCUCCUCUUACGAGCGCAAUGGUACCAUCGUCACGCAACACGCAGCAGGAGAUUAUGGAGUCAAGAUCGAGGCAGACGAGCGAGCAAUACCACUACCAACAGCAUGGACAACCACACGCAGCACAAGCACCACUCCCGCAGGUAGAAGAGGAAGGUCGAGAGAAGUCCACCGCGCCGGACAAGUUCAAGGAUCAUCGAACUCAGUCCAUCGCCCCCUCCGCCGACAAGAUCUUCGAGGGUUGUCUAUCGGAGCGAGUCUCAAGAACGCCGGACAAGGAGUUCAAGUAG
Messenger RNA from Alternaria ventricosa, 4530 nucleotides. RefSeq lists its product as uncharacterized. The transcript has 11 exons. The record is from RefSeq and is a predicted model, not a curated record. Gene Ontology annotation, molecular function: dolichyl-diphosphooligosaccharide-protein glycotransferase activity. Lineage: Eukaryota; Fungi; Ascomycota; Dothideomycetes; Pleosporales; Pleosporaceae. Gene Ontology annotation, cellular component: membrane. Bases 1 to 4530 code for a protein of 1509 amino acids. Gene Ontology annotation, biological process: post-translational protein modification.